Cucurbitaria berberidis CBS 394.84 is the source of this 2772-nucleotide messenger RNA. RefSeq lists its product as uncharacterized. Gene Ontology annotation, cellular component: centrosome; gamma-tubulin complex; spindle pole. Bases 1 to 2772 code for a protein of 923 amino acids. Gene Ontology annotation, molecular function: gamma-tubulin binding; microtubule minus-end binding. The record is from RefSeq and is a predicted model, not a curated record. The transcript is spliced from 2 exons. Gene Ontology annotation, biological process: microtubule nucleation; meiotic cell cycle; spindle assembly. NCBI's taxonomy places the organism in Eukaryota, Fungi, Ascomycota, Dothideomycetes, Pleosporales, Cucurbitariaceae.
AUGGAUGCCGACGACCCAACACACAAUGUCUUCAGCAGUGAUCACCUGUGGAAGCAGUCCACGCUGUUGGAGGACCAUGGGACAUACGGAUCAUCUCUCUUCGCCCCCCUACAGCUAGACAUCCCCUCAAUCAAGUUCGACCACCCGUAUGCGCCCAAGCAUGACCUUAAUCGCGAACUUCGCUUGCCGGAUUUGGACACGUUCGAGUUUGGGCCGCUACCAGAACUCGAUAGCCUCGAUGAAUCCAGCGUAUCGAUUGAAACCCCUCCUCUUGAGCCGGAAGAAGAUGUUUGGGAGGCAGCAUUCGAGCUGGGACCGGUGAACAGAGAUGUUCUCUUCUACACAUGGGAAGCAUUUGAGAGGGGCUACCACGCUGAGAGUCGCACACCGUACGUGACCGAACGCGGUCCAGAGGCCGUCGAUGCAGCCUUAGCAAACGAUGCGGACAAGGUCAGUGCAGGAAGGAUCGUCAAGGGAGAUGCGCUCCUACUGUCGCUUUGGAACUUGGGUCUUGGCCGCUCGUCCAUCUUGUUCCAGUUCAACCCAAAACUAAAGACUUUCGAACCUGCAAUACCAGAUGGCCGUGCUUCAGGUCUCAGCCUCCGUGCUGCCCAGAGCUUGACUGCACAGUUCCUCCACACUGGAAACACAUUCUUGUAUCUCAGAUCAUUCGCUGAACGCACAUUUGCAUCAACCUCAUCCAUCCCUGCAAAGGUGGCCUUGGCGACAUCGGUAUCCAGUAUCCUCUCCACGUUAGAGGAUAACCUAGGGAAACAGUCUACGAGAAUCAGAUCACUCAUUCAGCUCCAGUAUCAAUUUGCGAAACCUCGCGAGAUAUUAAUUCACGUUGCGCGCAUGGUGGAUGCAACAAAGCACGCCAAGACUAAUGAGCAGCUAUCAUCUAUCCUACAUCACCGCCUACUGGAACUCGAAGAGGGCGAGGAGUAUCUUCGUCAACUAUCAAGUGAAGUCCUGCGUUACGUAGCGGGGCCUAGUCUAGAAUUGCUAGGUGAAUGGAUUGGUAUUCAAAAAGAACAGCAAACUGCGCCCAUCUGGGAACGAAACAGCUUCGUGGCCAUUGAGGACGCCUCAGCUGAUCCAGCAUCACGGGAGUUUACUUAUCGAUCGGAGAUGAUGCCGAGAUUCAUCACUCCGGAGGACGGCAAUACCAUCUUCGAAACUGGCAACAGUCUCCGAUUCUUGAAGACGCAACAUCCAGAUCAUCCACUGGCUCGCACAGAAAACUCAGUACUUCAGCCUCCAGAGUUAGAGUGGGGUUUCAGGUGGCAGGAUAUUGAAGCGAUUGCCACUAAAGCAAAAGACUACGAAAACCGGCUUCGGGGGACGCUUCUACAUUUCAGCAAAGGCUCGGCUAUUGUUGCACAGAAGUGCACAGCCCAAACCACGGUGGAUCCUGCGUCAGAAACCCAAAUUCAAGGGCGAGAUCUGGAAAAAUACUUCCAGGAUUCCAUACGUCUGUUAGACGCCCUACCCAAGCCGUCUUCGAAUAUCUUACCCGACGAGUUACAGAUAGUGAUGAAUGAUAUAUUAGGCACGACAAAAGAUAACUCGACGCACUCCAUAGACUUUUCUCCGCCACUCGCCCUAGUGUCAGCUCUAUCCUUCCGCCCACUACUCACUGCUCAAGCGAAGUUAGUCAAUGCGGCCACUGUUCGCUUGGUCCUAAGAUCACACCAUCUACGGCUUCACCUGUCUUUGCAGCGGCAGUACCACCUUCUAGGUGACGGGGUCUUCUCAUCUCUGUUGGCGACUGCUCUCUUCGACCCUGAACGGGAGAGUGCCGAGCGGCAUAAAGGCCAAAUGCGGAGCGGUGUGCACAUGGGCUUACAGCUAGGCUCUCGGACAUCAUGGCCUCCAGCCAGUUCAGAACUUCGACUCGCACUACGCGGGGUUCUGAGUGAGAGCUAUUAUUCAUCAGCAUUAUACCAGUCCACUCAAAAGGUGGGAGACAUCGUAUCGACAGGCAUGCCGAUCACAGGUAGAGACAAUGAUGAGCUUCCCGGGCAGCUGAACUUCGCCAUUCGACACCUCACCGAAGCUGAACAAGAAAAGGUUAUGGAUCCAGACGCACUAUCUGCACUUGACUUCCUCCGCUUGCAAUAUGUGCCCCCGGCUCCACUCAAUCUUAUCAUUACGAGCUCAGCGCUAGACAAGUAUGAUCUUGUAUUUAAGUUUCUUCUCCGUCUUCUGCGUAUGCUGUUUGUCGUUUCACAGCUUCCACGCCACUACUCUUUCCUCGAAGCUCGCCGUUUCAGAAUGGAGGCUCACCACUUUGUCACUAUGCUUGCAAACUACGUCUUCCAAACCGGCAUUGCAGAACACUGGAACAACUUUGAUUCUUUUGUCAGCACACUCGAGACAAAACUUGACGAGGAAGAUGCAGCCGGCGAAAUCGGCACACGCGUCGUAGAAGGUAUCGCCUCGUUGCGCGAUGCGCAUGAGAAGUGUUUGGACAGCGUCUUGUUCUCCUUGUUGCUGCGCAAACGACAGCGCAAGAUCAUGGGGCUUGUGGAAGAAAUUUUCGACCAUGUCCUGCUCUUUGCGAAGAUACAAAACCGCGGUGCGAAAGCCAAUGAUAGUGUGAAAGAACUAUAUUCAAAGUUGAAGGGCAAAAUUCGAGUGUUCUUGAGUGUUUGCAAGGGCUUGUCAGGUAAGAGAGGUUAUGGCAAAGGUAAAGGAACCGCAGAGGAAAAUUCGAUGGAGAGGCUGGUUGUGGGUAUGGAGAUGAAUGGGUAUUUUGCGGGGUCGUAA